CCGCUAUAGAGCAUGGAUGUACUUGCAGCUGAAACGGAAGUACUGUUACUGUGUUGCAUUUUGAUUGGACAGCCGCCUCGACGCAGUGUGGCGCCUGCUUGGAUUGAUCCAUGCUAACAAAUUCCCUUUGUUGUGAUUAACCGUUCAGCGGUUGUGAUUCUGCUGUAAUAACUUAUAUUAAGGAAGUUGCUGUUGCGAAAACCUAGAGGAUGAGUGGCGGAGUGUAUGGAGGCGAUGAAGUGGGAGCUUUGGUGUUCGACAUUGGCUCAUACACUGUAAGAGCUGGCUAUGCAGGAGAAGACUGUCCCAAGGCGGAUUUCCCCACGGUGAUAGGUGUGACCCUUGACAGAGAGGAUGGCAGCACACCCAUGGAGACGGAUGGUGACAAGCCGAGCAAGCAGAGUGGCACCACCUACUUCAUUGAUACCAACCAGCUGAGGGUACCCAGGGAGAGCAUGGAGGUCAUGUCUCCGCUCAAGAAUGGCAUGAUUGAGGACUGGGACAGUUUCCAGGCCAUUUUGGAUCACACCUACAAGAUGCACUUCAAGUCUGAACCCAGCCUGCAUCCAGUGCUCAUGUCAGAAGCAUCGUGGAACACACGAGCGAAACGAGAGAAACUAACAGAGCUGAUGUUCGAACAUUACAACAUUCCUGCCUUCUUCCUCUGCAAAUCCGCUGUGCUAUCUGCCUUUGCCAAUGGGCGGUCUACAGGCUUGGUCCUUGACAGCGGAGCCACACACACCACAGCAAUUCCAGUGCACGAUGGCUACGUCCUGCAGCAAGGCAUCGUCAAAUCGCCCCUGGCUGGAGACUUCAUGAGCAUGCAGUGUCGGGAGCUUUUUCAAGAGUUAAAUGUUGAAAUAAUCCCCCCUUACAUGAUUGCAUCAAAGGAUGGAGUGCGAGAGGGAUCACCGGCCAGCUGGAAGAAAAAGGAGAAACUACCUCAGGUCACCCGCUCAUGGCACAACUACAUGUGCAAUUGUGUGAUCCAGGACUUCCAGGCAUCUGUGCUGCAGGUGUCAGACUCGCCAUAUGAUGAACAGGUAGCCGCACAGAUGCCCACAGUGCACUAUGAGCUGCCUAACGGCUACAACUGUGACUUUGGGGCUGAAAGGCUGAAGAUCCCAGAGGGGCUGUUUGAUCCCUCUAAUGCCAAGGGCCUGUCUGGAAACACCAUGUUGGGAGUCGGCCACGUGGUGACGACCAGUGUUGGAAUGUGUGACAUUGACAUCCGGCCGGGUCUGUAUGGCAGUGUGGUGGUGACUGGAGGAAACACACUCAUUCAGGGCUUCACAGACCGACUAAACCGAGAACUCUCCCAGAAAACCCCUCCGAGCAUGAGGCUGAAGCUGAUAGCCAACAAUACUACAGUGGAGCGCCGGUUCAGUGCCUGGAUAGGAGGCUCCAUCCUGGCGUCACUCGGAACCUUCCAGCAGAUGUGGAUCUCCAAACAGGAGUACGAAGAAGGAGGAAAGCAGUGUGUAGACAGGAAGUGCCCUUGAUUUGACACCCAACCCCACCCUGUCCAUCACCCUCUUUGCCACAAGCUCAACAUCAUGAGACGCACCUCUGACCCUGGACUCCGGAACACCCACGGAUGAUUUUUUUUAAUUUUUUUUUUUUAAAUAGUUUGUCUGGGAUUUGUGAAGAGAAGACAAACCUAUACAAAGUAAACUGUUACUAUGAUGAAAUGGGGUUUAAGUUCCUUUGUUUAUGUCAUUAGUCAGUCAGUCUGUUGCCUUAUCUUUAGAUUGUUGGGAAUUUUGUGGAAACCUUGCAUCUUCAAAAAGUUUUUCUGGAAUCCACAAAAGCUUGAUCCUAAUGUAUUUUCUUGGUCCCCCCACUUUAGAAGUAGUCCGACAUGUCCUGACGAUCAUAAAAUACCAGCGCGUUGGUCCUAAAUGACGUUUUUGAGCACAACCACAGUAUAAAGCUAAUCAGAGGCAAAGGACAGUCAGUUCUCGCCUCUGCUUUUUGGUGUCAACUCAAAUCUGUAUUUAAUUUUCACUUUGCUUGUCAUUAGCUACAUAUGGUCUUUUAGAAAAAUAAAGUCAGUUUUUGUUAAA
Messenger RNA from Perca flavescens (yellow perch), 2066 nucleotides. RefSeq names its product actin-like 6A (gene actl6a). The transcript is spliced from 14 exons. The coding region runs from base 210 to 1502 and encodes 430 amino acids. The record is from RefSeq and is a predicted model, not a curated record. Lineage: Eukaryota; Metazoa; Chordata; Actinopteri; Perciformes; Percidae.